This is a messenger RNA of Cheilinus undulatus (humphead wrasse), 2632 nucleotides long. RefSeq names its product kinesin family binding protein. The coding region runs from base 37 to 1959 and encodes 640 amino acids. The transcript is spliced from 13 exons. The record is from RefSeq and is a predicted model, not a curated record. Lineage: Eukaryota; Metazoa; Chordata; Actinopteri; Labriformes; Labridae.
UGCCGCAGAACAGCGAAGAAGAAGGCAAAGACCAACAUGGCGUCCAGCAACAGUGACGAGUGGAGAGCUGUCUGCGACAAAUUCACCAACGCCCAACAUCUCACUGAUGUGGAAUCGCGAAACGACCCAGAAAAUGACCCAUUCCGCUCAAAGUACAAAGCCAGGGAGCUCUUCAGAGAGAUAUAUUGCUCUCUGAAGAGUUUCGAGGGCGGUGAGGCUGAAGAGGACAGCGGCGGAGAGAGCGGCGAGCAGCGGCCGGUGGAGCCUCCUGAGAGCGGACAUGAAGACGAUGGGUCCGGCCAGGGCUUCUGCGGAGACUCGCCAGAGGGGCUUCGGGCCGCUAAACUCGGGGCUGUCGAGUACUAUCUGGGCGUCAACCACAUCGACACAGAGGAGCUGUCUGCCGGACAGGAGCAUCUGAUGAACUGCAUGAGACUGCUGGAGAAAUGCAGGCUGUCGACGGAGAAUGUGUCGCUGUUUAUCCAUGUCAGGAAUCAGCUGGGUAUCCUAUGGGCGGGCCGAGAUGAGACUGAGACGGCUCAGGGAUUCCUUGAAACAGCAGAAUCUCUCUACCAACGUUACAUGAAGGAGGAUGGCAGUCCUCCCACUGAUAUGACAGAGUACUUUACUACUGAGGAGAAACUGCUGACACAUCAGGAACGGACCAAGAGGUUUGAGUUGGCCUACACCCACACCAUGUACUACCUUGCUCAAGUCUAUAAAAACCUUGGCCUUAAUGAGCGAGCUGCCACAUACUGCCAUAGCACCCUGCAGAGACAGCUACAGUUCAGUCAGUUCAGCCCAAUGGAGUGGGCUCUGAAUGCUGCCACACUAUCACAGUAUUACAUCACCAAGGGCCGAUACAUGGAGGGCCGACAUUGUCUCUCAGCGGCUACUGUCAUAUCAGAUUUGGCAGGAGAGGUUCCUUCUGAGGCUGCAGCACAGGAGAGUGAGACAGAGAGGGAUCGCAGAGAACAGCUCAGACAGAAGAGGGCAGAGAUUGCAAGAUGCUGGAUCAAAUACUGUGUCAACCUCUUGCAGGAUGCGAAGAAACAACUUGAGGACAAUAUUGGGGAGUUGGACACUGACCUUCAAGAAGAGCUGAAGAGAGCUAGAAGACGUGAGGAGGAAGAGGAGGAGAAAGAGAGGAAGAGCGCUCUGCUAUUUGGCUCUGAAGACACCUUUGACUCCAUCAUUAGCCAAGAGGAAAAGGUGAGCUGUCUGUUCCCUCUGGACUUCACUGAGGCUAGAGCUGUGUUUCUGGUGGGACAGAAUUAUGUCUCACAGGCUAAGGAAUACUUUCAGAUGGAUGGCUAUGUGACCGAUCACAUUGAGAUUUUGCAGGAUCACAGCACUCUCUUUAGGGGCCUUGCUUUUUUCGAAGAAGAUCUUGAACGACGAUGCAAAAUGCACAAACGACGAGUUGACAUGCUGGAGCCAGUAUGCAAUGACUUGAACAACCAAUAUUACCUAAUGAUCCGCAGACAGCUGAUGUUCGAGUUGGCUGAGAUCUACAAUGAGAUGAUGGACCUCAAACUAACACUGGCAAACAGACAAGCAGACGUACAGUCUCUGGAUAAACACACUAUUAAAAAAUUCAACCAUCUCUGCUCUGCAUCUACCAAAUUCUUCCAGAUGUUCCUGGACUCUCUGUGCUCUCCAGACGGGAAAGCCCCAGAGCACUUGGAGGAGGAAGUGCUCAGACCGGCUCUGGUGGCCCGUUUUAGAGUGGCCCGACUGCACAGCCGGCUGAUCAGUACUGUGCCAUGUAUUCAGCUGGAAAACCUCAACAAGGCCCUGGAAAACUACAAAUAUGUGGUGCAGUACUGCGAGGCCCACCCUGAGGCAGCUCCUGCCGUGACGACAGAGCUGGAACUGAGUACAGAGAUGGUCGGCCUGCUCCCUUUAAAAAUCAACCGCCUCAAAGCGAGGAUGGCUUCAAACACUUCAAACAACUGACAGACCCCACUGUUCACUGACUGACUUAUAAUACUCCUAACACUCUCACAUUAGCCAUGCUGUCUCUUUUCACCGCCUUACAGUCUGAGCACACUCCAACCAACAAGAACAAACGAAUGGUAAAUCUAUCGCCUCCCUCACUUAAUGUAUUGCUAAAGGCCUUGUUUUGUUGCAGUUAAAUGCAUUACAUGCUGUACAUAUUUGUUCUUCUCUGUAUGAAAACAUGUUGUCCUUUUCUUAUAAUUUAGCUGGCAUAAAACAAAACAUACUCAACUAAUCCAAUGUGAAAGUCUAGUAAAAUUAAUUCUUGUUUUACAUCAGUAAUUAUAAUAUAUCUUUCUUUUGAUUAAAGCACAUUAGCACACUUAAACUCUGUUACACAUAAAUUUUGUUUCUGAUGGAAAGAAAAAAAAAUAAAACCUUUUCAACAAUAUCAGGACUGUAUGAACCAUUAGUAACAACCUUCUUGGUGAGUAAAGAGUGCUUUAUUACAUUGAUGGUGGUAUACUAGACCUCAUAGUCCUGCAUGAUGCCUGCUAUAUCUGUGUAUAUUCUUCCUCUCUGUGCUCAUGUAUUGUAGAUAAUGUAUGUAAUGAUAAACUAAUGAUACAGAAACAAAAAUCUGUUAAAAAAUAAAUCUGUUCUUCUUGCUUGCAAAAAAGCAAGAUGUAAA